Messenger RNA from Coturnix japonica (Japanese quail), 4066 nucleotides. RefSeq names its product prostatic acid phosphatase-like. Gene Ontology annotation, cellular component: plasma membrane. The record is from RefSeq and is a predicted model, not a curated record. NCBI's taxonomy places the organism in Eukaryota, Metazoa, Chordata, Aves, Galliformes, Phasianidae. Gene Ontology annotation, biological process: dephosphorylation. Gene Ontology annotation, molecular function: phosphatase activity.
AGUUCCACCCCUUUUGAAGUCCAGCCUCCUAUCCUGGCUGUUAAGCCCGAGCAGCUGCAGGAGCUCCAGGUACUGUUUUCAUCUGCUGCCAGGAUGGGAGUGAUACGGCUGCCCAACCCAUGUUGGAUUCUAUGUUUUGCUUUUCAUGUUACCUUCAUUCUGCUUCAGCCAGCAACUGCAGAAAAAGAACUGAAGUUCGUGGUUGCAGUUUUCCGACAUGGUGACCGAUCACCUGUUGUAAACUUUCCAACUGAUUUACACAAAGAAAGUGAAUGGCCCCAGGGAUUUGGACAACUUACCAAGACUGGAAUGCAGCAGCUCUUUGAACUUGGACAGUACACGAGGAAAAGAUAUUCCAACUUUUUGAACAGCACAUACAACCGGAAAGAGUUCUAUAUACGAAGUACAGAUUAUGACCGCACCAUUAUGAGUGCCCAGUCAUACCUUUCUGGCCUCUUUCCACCAACUAGCAGUCAAAUUUGGAACCCUGACCUCCUCUGGCAACCAAUUCCUGUUCAUGUUGUGACAAAAUCAGCAGAUCUGAAGCUGCAUUUUCCUCUGCGUGACUGUCCUCGUUUUGAUAAACUUCAGAAGGAAACCCAAACAUCUAGUGAAUUUCAAAGUAGAAUACAACCAUAUAUGGAUUUUAUACAAACAAUGGCAGUUAACACAGGACUUGAACUAAACCACCUUAAAAUACUGGACAAUUUCCAGCUCUGGAAUACGUACGAUACACUGUACUGUGAGAGUAUUCACAAUUACUCUCUACCUGUAUGGGCCACCAAAGAUACAGUGGACAAGAUGGAAAAACUGGCAGAAUUGGCCUUAUUAUCAAUAUUUGGAGUUUAUAAAACAGAAGAGAAAUCACGACUACAAGGAGGUGUCCUUGUGAAUACUAUUUUAAAUAGUAUUAAGCAAGCUGCUAAUUCUUCAAAAGAAAGAAAAAUGGAGGUCUACUCUGCACAUGACACCACAAUUGGGGCCAUCCAGAUUGCUCUCAAUAUUUUCAAUGGAAAGCUGCCACCAUAUGCUGCUUGCCAGUUUUUUGAACUCUACCAAGAUGACAGUGGGCAGUAUAGCAUUGAAAUGCAUUAUCGGAACGACACUUCAGUGGAUCCUUACCUACUCACUCUGCCAGGAUGCACCUCUUCCUGCCCACUUGAGAAGUUUGCUGAAUUAGUUUCUCCUAUAAUUACUGAAAAUUGGUCAAAAGAAUGUGGGAAUAAAGACAAAAUGAAAGAUAUCUAUAUUGGAUUUAAUGUUGCUGUUGGCUUGUUGUUCAUUUUAAAUGUUAUUCUACUCUAUCUCCUUUAUCACUAUGGACGCUGCAGGCACAAAAACAAUUACCAAGACAUUUAAAAGAGAGGUGAAGAAAUAAAAGUGAGCGGUUAAACAUCAGGCAAUUCUUUAAAUUGCUCUGGCCAAAUAUUAUCUCCAAAGCAUAUUCCAACAAACCUGAAGAGCUGAGGUAUCAGUGGCCUCGGUCCUAAAAGACUGAGUAUCUACAGUGAGAAACACUGUAGAAAAUUAUUGUUAAGAAUAAACACUGGUAGAAAGAGAGAAUUACUUCAGUUUCUACCUUUAGGUUUUUCACUACUACUAAACAUUAUCAAGCCAUCCUCUAGGGUGAAGGAGUACUAUUGCCCUCUGCUUCUCCCUUCUCCUGCUCAAUAAGUCUUUUUUCAAAAAUUACAAACUAUAAUAUCUUUUUUACUUAUAAACAACUAUUUUGACUCUGCACAAGAAAAUGUUUUCAGUGAGCAGAAGCUGCAAUUACUGUGUGAAAAAUAUUCAUACCAGCACUUGGACAUAGUAUUUUUUGCAUUUACUCAUGCAAAUCCAUGCAUGGGUUUUCAGCUUGGCCUCCAGCUAAUUAAAGCCUGCUGCCUGUUUUUAAAGGAGUUAUACUACUACAGCUCUCCCAGAAAUUUGUAGAAAUCUCGGGGACUGUCACAAAAAACAAGCAUCAAGCAACAACUUAGUACAAAAGGAUCUUUGUCAGUGUCCACAGAUUCACUAAUACAGAUAAGUAAAUACACUGAACUCUAUUUUCUGUGACUACAUUCCCUUCCUAUUUUUCUGAGCUCCCAUUUAUGGAUGACGCUUUGCCCUACACCUCUGAUGGAUCUGUAUCCUGUCCAGCUUCAGGACACUGAUACAAUUUUAGUUCUUUCAGUUGUGCUUCCUCCAGCUACUGCUUUUCUCAUUGUUUUAAUUUAUAAGAACUUCUUGUCCUGCUCAAAAUCCCUUAAGUCAGCAAUACAUGCACUGGAAGAAAGAAGACAAUUCUGCUUUUUGUAUAUUGAUCUCUUCUGUGAAAUAUAUUUUAUUUGUUUAGAUUGUAAGCUUCUAGUGGUAGGGAAUCUGUUACCAUAAUUGCUCUCUAGUAUCAGAAACUACUAUUAUAAGCACUGAUAAUUGUUGUAUGAAAUAGUGCUUAUUGUCAUAUGUUUCAAGGGCUGAAUCAAGACUUCCAUCCUGCAGUCCUGCAGAGGAUACUGCGCAUUACAUUACCAUGAAGAAGCCCUUUUGAAAAUUGAUGACAUUUAUACAGACAAGUGCCAACAGCAAGUUCAGCCUGACAGAAACAGUAAGCAGUGGUGUGCUCAAGUUGAGUUUCACUGAGGUGCACAAGUCUAGAAAAAGCUGAGACGGAGCUGCUUAGGUCAAAUAUAGAAUCAUAUCUAUGUUGAUGCACUGUUUCUAGACUGACUUUAACACACAUCUGUGUGCUGCAAUUUGGAGCACAGAAGCUUGAUCUACAGAAACUGACCCUUAGUAUUACAUCAACAGACAUAUUUAAAAAAUGAUGUAAUUCGAUGUAUGAAUAUUAAAUAGCAGAAAUCAAGCAAAAUUACAAGAACCUGUGGGAAUAUAGGGCUUUCCAAGCAUCACUGUUUUUUCCUGCAGCGGUAUUCACCUUUUGAAGAAAUAUUUCCGCUUGGUAAAAAGCUUUUACUACUGUCUCUGACAUUUCCAUUUCAUCCAUUUUAGGAAACAGUUGUAAUCAAGUGAUGGGUUUGAUUCCUCCAUGGUAAAGAUCUUUUGUUGUAUAACAGCUCAGGGUAAAGUUCUCAAACAAACAAGCAAACAAACAAAAUAAAGCUAUCAGUAAAUCAGAUGUUUUGUAUGUACAAGCUUGAGAUUUUAACUAGUUGUUCUGACCCUCAUUGCAAACACUUCAUUGUUUAUAUGGUAAUCAAAAGUGUUAGAGCAGCUCUACAAAACAAGCCUAACCUGGUCUGUUAGCAGUAGACUCAUAGUAAGGUGGAGCUCAGCUCAAACAGCAAAACUUAUCCUGGCUAUGUAUUCUUACUGACUAUCAGAUGCUGAGCUCUAUUUCCAUGACCACAGAGCUACUGACACUCACUUAAGGACAGACUGGAUAUGGUUGUUUUUGUUGUUUUUUUACCAACAGCAGUCAGAUACUUGACAAAUGAAGAUAUAUCAUUGACUGAUAAACUGCAGCAAGAACUGUUUUCAAGAGAUCGCACUGUCAGUCAGUUGCACUUUACAGGAAGCAGAAUGGAGCAUGUUUUUCUGGCACUGAUUCUUAGAAAAAGAAGCACGCACAGGUAGAAAGUAAAAUGUGAAGUGUCUGAGACAUAUUUGUCAUUGAUGCUACUCAAGCAUAAGCUGUUUCAAAUGAUUUUAAGAGAUGAGGUAAUUUUGGUCAAAGCAGAUGCUGUCAGAAUUUUACUGUAGGAAAACCUGCUUUAUUAACAAAAAGUCAUAUCUGGAAAUGCCUGUCUACUUUUAGAAAGAAUCCAGUGAAUUCAAGUAACACAGAAUGUAAUGAACAGAUUCAGAUGUAACUUCAGAAUUAAUGAAGUUACAAUAAGGAUGCAAUGCAUUAGUAGCCUAGGUCCCAAAUCUCAGUUUUAGUAAAGAACCUUUGCCUUGUUUAAAGCCAGGUGGAGUAAAAGUUUUCAUUAGAUAAGCUCAUGGCAUUUUGUCAUUUUUUCACCUAUAUCUACAAUUUGCUCAGCAGAAUCCAUUGACUGUGAUUAGAAAAUAUCUUGUCUCCAAGUAAUUUGUAGCACUGAAAUAAACUAUGUUAAAGAAA